Durusdinium trenchii is the source of this 2932-nucleotide messenger RNA. The record is from the annotation of a GenBank genome assembly. Lineage: Eukaryota; Dinophyceae; Suessiales; Symbiodiniaceae.
AGUUGGCUCAAGGAAGGAAGAGCCAAAAAGGCUCCCAGUAGAAUAGCGCAAGAGUUCGCACAGGGAAGAAAUGCACAGCAAAAGGGACAAAUUAGACAUUGAAGACUCCGAAAGAAAAUAGAAAAAAGGCUUUGUAUGGCGCCUUGCUAACACCAGAGGUUAUUUGCUCCUUCAACGACCAAAGACGUGGCAAACAUGACCUUUAAAGGGCACUGGUGGGCGUCCCUACUUUGGGCGCUGGUGCGGCUUGCUGGAGGCCAAAUCGAUGGCCAAUGCAUCCAAGAAAGGAAAGCAAAGGAAGUGGAUUUCAGCUGCAGAAGUUUGAGCAGCGAAACCAGCAGCCCCCGGUUUGAAAUGAUCACCCCCAACUCUGGCAUGUUCAAGGAUAUGUUCGAGCUUCGUGUUUUGCUGCGGACGCAGAUCUCUCCAGCGACCAACUGCACAUCAGACCUAGUCGUUGAUACCAUCUUCGGAUACAGGACCAACUAUGUGUCUUUGCAUCGGCAUGCUCAUGCAGACGAGCAAGGCAAAUGCCCCCAAGAUCUUGAUGUGGACGACGUGCUCUUUUGUAUGAUGGGUGCCGAAGCCAACCCCAAUGUACGGAUCGCAUCGCUGGUCGCCACCAACUACGCUGCAACGGUGCAUAUGAACGCCAAGGUGCGGCCGAUGCCCAAACAACACAAGUAUCGAUUCCAUUUGCGCUAUGGUGGCGGACGUGGUCGAGAAGCAGUGCAUACCUUUCAAAUUCCAGACAUUUCCUCUAUCGAUUUGUGGCGUUUGAAGAUGACUGCUCAGCAUUCAAGCUCGAACCCCAAGGAUUUUCCCACCUCGCGGGUCUUCAUCUUCCCUGAAUCUUCACCCUGCAUUGCCAGUAUCAUCAACGAUGGGGGAUGUGUGGACGCCGUCUUGUUGCACACUUGCUUGAAGUCCGUCCAUGUCUCUUUCAGGAGCCCUGAUCCAGAAGAGAAUGUGAAAGUGGCUUUGCACUUAACCUUCCAAACGCACGCACAAUUGACUCUCAGCAGAGGUUCCAUUCCUGCAAUCCAAGCAGGCAACUGGGUGCUUUUUGCCACCUGUAUGAACUUCGACAACUGUCCCGCAACGACUCUCCAAGUUGAGGCAGUGAGAGAGUCCAAUCUUUGGUGGAAGUUGGCCGCAGGCGCUGGGAUUGUCAUCCUCGGAACCUUGAUCGCCUUGCUCUCGGUGAACGCCAUUUACGUUUUUGCUUAUUCGCUUCUGAACUGGUGCCACGAGCACCAUGACCGCCCUUCACACGAGAAAAACUUGUGGCCAGUGGUGAUUGGUAUGUGUGGCAGUGAGCAUUGGCAAAUGCUUUUGUGGAAACUCCAGGGAGUCAGACAACCGUUGCCGUUCUUCCCUACACUGCUCACGCUCAUGCUGGGGGUCUUUUUGGCAACGACGGCUCAGUUUGUGAUGACGCACUAUGGAUUGAUGACUCGGACAGGCAAUCGAGACAUUUGCUUCUACAAUGAGAUGUGUUACUACCCAGGGAAGUAUUUGGAUCUUCCAUGGAACCAUAUUUUCUCAAACUUUGCAUAUGUGGUCGCUGCUUUCAACAUUGUCUUACAAGCCUUUUUCGCAGAGACUCGUUGCUAUUUCUUCUCUCGACGAUCGAUACAGGCUUUGUUCAAUGACAUGGAUUUGAAAAGAAAAGGUUUUUUGACUCGUGACGAUUGGAGAGAACUCUUCCUGAAAGCUGAUCUUAGGGAGAAUAACAACAUUUCCAGGCAGGAGUGGGUCGACACCUACACCAAUGCCACGGGCUUUGAUUUCAUCGACGAAAACAACGAUGGUUUCUUGGAGCUUUGGGAAUGGGAGGCGGCUUUCCGCCGCAUUGACCAGGAUCAUCGGCAAUCAAUCAAGGAAGAUGACAUGGAGAAAUUGGUCAGGGACAUUGAUUUGAGGGCUUUCUAUGCCAUUGGGGUGGCUUUCUUGGGGGAAGGAGUUGGAAGUAUGUGCUAUCAUCUUUGCCCUUCAGUGGAAACAUUUCAGUUCGAUACGUGCUUCAUGAUUCCCAUUGCAAAUCUCUUUACCUUAGCCUUGGUGGACUGGGAGGAAGGCUCGGAUUCGAUCUCUGCUGUGAAGUACUUCGGCUACAUCUUGACACCCAUUUGGCUUGUGAACUUCAUCGGCACCUGGUAUGACAUCCAGGUGUUUCCCAUCGGAAUUCUCUACUGGAUCUACGCCUUUGGAGUCAUUGCCUGGUUCGCGAGCUUGGUCUUCGGAGGGAGCAUGAACCGGCUCUUUCCAGCGCCCGGCGCAUGUGGGCAUUUCGCCAAGACAAUGCUUCAACUGUGCCUCAUUAUCGCCAUUUCAGUCUCAUUCCUGAUACCUCAGUUGCGCGGACACAUCUUCAGUGGCACUGCAAACCUGUUCUUGAUGCUUUCAGUGCUGGUGAUGAUUUUCGUGGUGGGUCGGCAGCUUUACGUGAAAGACAUCGCUUACAUGAGCUGUUCCUUCCGGGAGGUCGGUGGGCGCCUCAUUAAGAACAGCUAUGCUGCCGUCCUGUGUGGCGUGGCCGUCAUGGCGGUGAUUUGCUUCGGGCAGAAGGUGGUGAUCGUGGAGCCGAACACCACACCCGCUCAAAGUCAUGAUGUGAACCAAGAAUGUGUCUUCGGAAUCUUCGAUUUACAUGAUGUAUGGCAUUUGUUAUCGGCCUUAGCCUUGUCACUCUUCGCAAUGCUUCUCCUAGAUGUGAGGGUCAACUCUUGGGCGCGGAGGCUUGGCAUCCGCAUUUUGUUUGAGGAUGCAAUCAGGUCUGAUAGCUCUGAUGAGGGCAAGGACAGCUCGGACGGGGAAGAACCCUGUUUCUAGGCCUUCCCGCCCUAGUUCACGGCAAAUGCUGACCUAUAAUGGCCAACGCUUGGAAAAAGGGGAAGCCGAUGCCAUGCGAGGUCCCUGUGACACCGAA